This is a messenger RNA of Salvelinus fontinalis (brook trout), 6627 nucleotides long. Its product is annotated as dynactin subunit 1-like. The record is from RefSeq and is a predicted model, not a curated record. Lineage: Eukaryota; Metazoa; Chordata; Actinopteri; Salmoniformes; Salmonidae. The transcript is spliced from 25 exons. Gene Ontology annotation, biological process: establishment of mitotic spindle orientation; nuclear migration. The coding region runs from base 694 to 4128 and encodes 1144 amino acids. Gene Ontology annotation, cellular component: microtubule associated complex; axon; spindle pole.
AAGAGUGAGAGAGAGAAAGGGAGGAACACAGAGAGCAGGAGAGAGACAGAGAGUGAGUGAGAGAGAAAGGGAGGGACACAGAGAGCAGGAGAGCGACAGAGAGAGAGCCGGAGACGGGAGAGAGCGGUGGAUGGUGAACAGAACAGCGUUAGCUUUUGCAUCACAGCAGGAUGCCAGAUCAGAGAGAGAGAGAAUUAAUCAGACAGAGAAGAGGGAAGGUCUGAGGAAGGAUACCACACAAUCUGGCAACCCUGCAGAGCAGAGUCGAGCAUUGUGAUUAUACAACUGGCAACCCAACCCUGUAUCACGGAUGGAACAGAAAGGACUCUACGGGAAGGUUUAUAGAGGGGCUGGCUGCGAGAAACAGAACGGAGCCUGAUCUGCGGACAUUUGCACCAGCUGCAGCUUCCUUCUCUGUCGGAGCUGAACUGAGCUGCUACUGCCCGCUGUCUGUUGGUUGUCUGUCUGCCUACCUCACCGACUGGCCGUCUGUCUGACCGUCUGUGGCUGUCUGUCUGUCUGACCGUCUGUGGCUGUCUGUCUGUCUUGACCGUCUGUGUGCUCUCAGGCACUGUGUAACUGAGUAUCUCUCAUCCUAGUGUGUGUGUGUGUGUGUGUGUGUGUGUGUGACUGUGUGUGACCGUGUGUGUCUGUGUGUGUGUGUGACUGUGUGUGUCUUCUUCUCUUGCCAAUAUGAUGAGACAGACUCCUGCCCCCAGGAAGACUACGGCCAGAAGGCCCAAGCCCAGCCGCCCUGCGGGAACCGGGGCCUCCAAGGCGGGGCCCUCUGGGUCUGUGUCUGCCUCGGCUGGAGAGAUGAGCAGUAGCGAGCCUUCCACCCCGGCGCAGACCCCCCUGGGGACCCCCAUCAUCCCUGGGGGGCUCCUCUCCCCUUCAGCCCCCCCACCUCCACUCCCCAGCAAGGAGGAGGAGUCUCUGCGAGGUCAGGUGAAGGAUCUGGAGGAGAAGUUAGAGACUCUGAGGAUGAAGAGGACAGAGGACAAGGUCAAGCUGAAGGAGCUGGAGAAACAUAAGAUCCAGCUGGAGCAGCUCCAGGAAUGGAAGAACAAGAUGCAGGAGCAACAGAACGACCUGACAAAACAACUCAAAGAGGCCAAGAAGGAGGCGAAGGAGGCCCAGGAGGCGAAGGAGCACUACAUGGAGGAGAUGGCGGACACGGCUGACGCUAUAGAGAUGGCCACGCUGGACAAGGAGAUGGCUGAAGAGCGGGCAGAGUCCCUGCAGCAGGAGGUGGAGUCACUGAAGGAGAAACUAGAAGAGCUCGCCAUGGACCUGGAGAUCCUCAAACACGAGAUAGAGGAGAAAGGUUCAGACGGUGCUGCUUCCAGUUACCAUGUCAAACAGCUGGAGGAGCAGAACGGCAGGUUGAAGGAAGCUCUCGUCAGGAUGCGUGACUUGUCUGUGUCGGAGAAGCAGGAACAUGUGAAGCUCCAGAAGCAGACCGAGAGGAAGAGUACAGAGCUGGACACCCUGAGGACUCAGAGAGAGAAACUCCAGGAGGAGAUGAAACUGGCCGAGAGGACCAUCGAUGAACUCAAAGAACAGGUGGACGGGGCUUUAGGAGCUGAGGAGAUGGUGGAGACUCUGACAGAGAGGAAUCUAGACCUGGAGGAGAAAGUCAGAGAGCUGAGAGAGACCGUCGUUGAUCUGGAAGCCAUCAAUGAAAUGAACGACGAGCUGCAGGAGAACGCCAGAGAGACGGAGCUGGAGCUCAGAGAGAUGCUGGAUCUGGGCGGAGGCAGGGUCAGGGAGGCGGAGAAACGAGUGGAGGCUGCUCAGGAGACCGUAGCUGACUAUCAACAGACCAUCAAGAAGUACCGCGAGCUGACCGCUCACCUGCAGGAGGUGAACAGAGAGCUGACCAGCCAGCAGGAAGCCACAGCUGAGCAACAGCAACAACCUCCAGCUGAGAUGUUUGACUUCAAGAUCAAGUUUGCUGAGACUAAGGCCUAUGCCAAGGCCAUAGAGAUGGAGCUGAGGAAGAUGGAAGUGGGCCAGGCCAACAGACAGGUGUCUCUCCUCACAUCCUUCAUGCCCGACUCCUUCCUACGUCAUGGAGGAGACCACGACUGUAUUCUGGUGCUUCUGCUCAUACCAAGACUCAUCUUCAAGGCGGAGCUGAUCACCAAGCAGGCCCAGGAGAAGUUUGAUCUGAGUGACAACUGUGUGGAGAGGAGCGGCAUGAGAGGAGCGGCUGGGGAACAGCUGAGCUUUGCUGCUGGACUCGUCUACUCUCUCAGUUUACUACAGGCUACACUACAUAAAUAUGAGCAAGCGCUGAACCAAUGCAGUGUGGAGGUAUAUCAGAAGAUCGGGACGCUGUACCCGGAGAUGGGCGUGCACGAACGUUCCCUGGACUUCCUGAUUGACCUGCUGCACAAAGACCAGCUGGAUGAGACGGUGAAUGUGGCGCCACUCACCAAGGCCAUCAAAUACUACCAGCACCUGUACAGUAUCCACCUGGCAGAGCAGACAGAAGACUGUACCAUGCACCUGGCUGAUCACAUCAGGUUUACCCAGAGUGCGUUGGACUGUAUGUGUGUGGAGGUUGGUCGUUUGCGUGCGUUCCUACACACAGGGCAGGAGAAGACGGACCUGGCCGUGCUGCUGAAGGACCUAGAGACUUCCUGUUCUGACAUCAGACAGUUCUGUAAGAAGAUCCGCCGACGCAUGCCUGGUACGGACGUACCUGGGAUACCUGCUGCACUCACCUUCCUACAGCAGGUGGCAGAUAUUCUGCUGGACUGCAGGAAGCACCUGACCUGGGUGGUGGCCGUGCUGCAGGAGGUGGCGGCUGCAGGGGCGCAGAUGGUUGCCCAUCUAGGGGAGCAGGAGGGACUCUCCGCACUCAAACUAGAGGACGUGGCCUUUAAGGCUGGAGAGCAGAUCUACGGAACUCAAGGUUCUAACCCCUAUGGGUGCCUGCGCCAGUCCUGCUGCAUCGUCAUAGCAACCAUGAACAAGAUGGCCACCGCCAUGCAGGAAGGAGAGUACGACGCAGAUAGACCCCAGAUCAUGACACUUCCUCCGGUGGAGCUGCGUGCCACAGCCCUCAGAGCGGAGAUCACCGACGCAGAAGGACUGGGCAUGAAGCUGGAGGACAGAGAAACAGUCGUCAAGGAGCUCAAGAAGUCACUCAAGUUCAAGGGAGAGGAGCUGAGUGAGGCUAGCGUCCGGCUCAGUCUGUUGGAGAAGAAACUAGACAGUUCAUCUAGAGACGCAGACGAGCGCGUAGAGAAGAUCCAGACUCAUCUAGACGAGACUCAGACUCUGCUCAAGAAGAAGGAGAAGGAGUUUGAGGAGACCAUGGACGCGCUGCAGGCCGAUAUCGACCAAUUGGAGUCGGAGAAGGCGGAUCUGAAGCAGCGUCUGAACAGCCAAUCAAAGAUGACCAUGGACGGGCUGAGAGGAGCGCCAGCGUCAGGCAUCGCCUCCGUUGUCACGGGGAUGACAGGAGAAGAGCAGAAAGCGACUAUGGCCAGUAUGGGUCCCAGUAUGGGUCCCAGUAUGGGUCCUGGGUCGGGGGUCCCGGUGAUAGACUCUCCUCUCCUGACGCAGCAGAUUGAGGCUCAGAGACACAGCAUCAAAUACCUGAAGAAUGAGAACAACAGACUCAAGGCUGAGAAGAUGCGCGCCCAGCUGUCCUCCCUACCACCUCUCCAUGUCUCCAAGCUCCCCGCUAGAGACGGCUCUCACCCAGAGGUGCUCUCUAGCGCCCUCUAUCGUAAGACUGACCAAUUACUGGACACGUUACUGCAGCUGAGUGCCAACGUCAAAGUGGUGGACAUCACUGGCAAAUCCCCAGUAACUCCUAGUGCCCAGCUGUUGGAACACACAGCCAGACUGCAGUCCCUUAGCAACACUCUGGACCGACUAAAGGAUGAGGUAUCAGAACAUGUGGUGACCCAGAGACCUGGAGCUAGAGCCUUGUCUGAUUUUGCCACGUUCCCCUGCUCCUCCUUCGUCAAGGUCCAGGAGGAGAAGAGGGGGGACAUGGUGCUGGUGGGGAAGGUGAUGAUGCCGUGUUCCCGUGGUCAGGAGCAGGUCCACCGUCUCGUCCUAUCACAGCCUCAGCUCCAAAGAGUGCACCGCCUCCUGCUGACAUAGGCUCCACCUUCAACCCGCCCCGUGUUGCGCCUUCCCAUCUGUCUGUCUGAGGGUUUUUAGGCCAAAGCUUUGGGUGUGUGUUCGUACGCAGACAGUGCUUGACUUGGGCCGUGAGCUCACUGAGCGCCAGUAUCUUCAUUUGUUCUAUUGCCCGAGUCCCAUUCUGCCGUUAUUGCAAAGUUCUGGCACCUGAAUAUAAACGAUAGAAGCACCCAAAAAAAGUACCAGCGUCAAGUCAAGCACUGUUCACACGUACAGUUAGAGUACUAAUACGCUCACUUCCUCUGUAGGUCAUACACUUCCUCUGUAGGUCAUACACUUCCUCUGUAGAUCACUCACUUCCUCUGUAGAUCACUCACUUCCUCUGUAGAUCAUUCACUUCCUCUGUACAUCACUCACUUCCUCUGUAGGUCAUACACUCACUUCCUCUGUAGGUCAUACACUCACUCACUUCCUCUGUAGAUCGUAGACUCACUCACUUCCUCUGUAGAUUAUUCACUUCCUCCGUAGAUCACUCACUUCCUCUGUAGAUCAUUCACUUCCUCUGUACAUCACUCACUUCCUCUGUAGGUCAUACACUCACUUCCUCUGUAGGUCAUACACUCACUCACUUCCUCUGUAGAUCGUAGACUCACUCACUUCCUCUGUAGAUCCUUCACUUCCUCUGUAGAUCACUCACUUCCUCUGUAUGUCAUAGACUCACUCACUUCCUCUGUAGAAUAUUCACUUCCUCUGUAGAUCACUCACUUCCUCUGUAUGUCAUAGACUCACUCACUUCCUCUGUAGAUCAUUCACUUCCUCUGUACAUCACUCACUUCCUCUGUAGGUCAUACACUCACUCACUUCCUCUGUAGAUCGUAGACUCACUCACUUCCUCUGUAGAUCCUUCACUUCCUCUGUAGAUCACUCACUUCCUCUGUAUGUCAUAGACUCACUCACUUCCUCUGUAGAAUAUUCACUUCCUCUGUAGAUCACUCACUUCCUCUGUAUGUCAUAGACUCACUCACUUCCUCUGUAGAUCAUUCACUUCCUCUGUAGAUCACUCACUUCCUCUGUAGGUCAUGCACUCACUUCCUCUGUAGAUCAUUCGCUUCCUCUGUAGAUCACUCACUUCCUCUGUAGGUCAUACACUCACUUCCUCUGUAGGUCAUAGACUCACUCACUUCCUCUGUAGAUCCUUCACUUCCUCUGUAGAUCACUCACUUCCUCUGUAUGUCAUAGACUCACUCACUUCCUCUGUAGAAUAUUCACUUCCUCUGUAGAUCACUCACUUCCUCUGUAGGUCAUAGACUCACUCACUUCCUCUGUAGAUCACUCACUUCCUCUGUAGAUCACUCACUUCCUCUGUAGAUCACUCACUUCCUCUGUAGGUCAUAGACUCACUCACUUCCUCUGUAGAUCAUUCACUUCCUCUGUAGAUCAUUCACUUCCUCUGUAGAUCACUCACUUCCUCUGUAGAUCACUCACUUCCUCUGUAGAUCAUUCACUUCCUCUGUAGAUCAUUCACUUCCUCUGUAGAUCAUUUGGUAGAGCGUAGCGCUUGUAACGGCAGGAUAGUGGGUUUGAUUCCUGGGACCACCUAUACACGCAUGACUGUAAGACACUUUGGAUAAAAGCUUCUGCCAAAUUAUAUUACGUAAACACACACUACUAACCACUAACUGUCUGCUGAGGGUGAUGCUGCCUGCUACCCAUUUUACUGUCUCAUCUUUUAUUUAUGACAUUUAUUUAAGAUGGUCAAUGUACAUUAGGCCCUAUUUAGACUUGACAUAAGUUGACUUUAACAUUGACUUAAGUCAACAAAUAUUUGUACUUAGGUCCAUGUUUUAUAUCCACAUGUAGAGUCUAUUUAUCUCAAGUCUGAAUCAGACCCAUUAUAAAUGUCCAGGUUCAACAUCAACGUAAAAGUGACCGAGUUAACGACAGAGCUGUUUCCUGUCCGUUGUCCCGUAGUUCAUGACAGUGUCUUGUGUUGAUGUAACUAUUCCUUACUCUUAACUAUCUACAGCAGAGGUGUCAAACUCCUUUUCCCAGCGGGCCGUAUUCGGUCUUCACUGAGCGCCGCAGUUUCCCCCCCCCCCCCCCCCCCCCAGAAUAAAAUAAUAUAUAAAUAAUUCCUUGAGUUUGACACAUGAUCUGAAAAGGGAGAGAACUAUAUCUGAGGUUGUUUGAUUGCUGUGCAUUAGUUGGUAUUAAUUCUACUGCAGUUUAACUUACAUUUCAACAGGGAUUUACGGAGUAAAAAAGACAUUACUUUGAAGGGAUUUUAUGAAUCAUAUGGAUGACAUGUUUUGCUUUCAUAAGGUCAGUGUCAUGUUUUGCUUAAUUUAUUUCAUAUUUAUUGCACAUAUUAAAUGCCAGUAAAUUGUGACAGUCGCCUGUUACCUGUAAUCUGUUUUAAGUAGCUAAUAUAGUAAUGUGUAUUACAGGUGAGACUCUUGCUGUGUAGAAUGACUCCGGUCAUCAGAGCCUUCAUUAAACUACUGACUGGUCACACUA